UGAAAACUUGCACGGAGAGCACAAUUAAAAGACCAUGUCCGCCAUCGGGCGUCGGCAGUCCUCGGUGUCCUUAUUUAAACCAAAUUCUCCAUGAAAUAGCAUUAUCCCGUGGCCUCAACAAUGGCCAAUUCGGGUGCCGUUCAGGUGAAACUGGAACUCGGUCACCGUGCCCAGGUCCGAAAGAAACCCACCUUGGAAGGUUUUACGCACGACUGGAUGGUGUUUGUUCGCGGACCUGAACACAGCAACAUUCAGCACUUUGUGGAGAAAGUCGUGUUUCAUCUCCACGAAAGUUUCCCAAAACCAAAAAGAGUGUGUAAAGAUCCACCAUAUAAAGUAGAAGAGUCUGGAUAUGCCGGCUUCAUAUUGCCAAUUGAAGUUUACUUUAAAAACAAGGAAGAACCAAAAAAGGUGCGCUUUGACUACGAUUUGUUCCUGCACUUGGAGGGCCACCCACCUGUCAAUCAUCUGCGUUGUGAAAAGCUCACUUUCAACAACCCUACUGAAGAGUUCCGCAAGAAGCUGUUCAAGGCCGGAGGGCAACGUGAUCCUCACAAAAGAUCUUCAGAGGACUCUAAAGUUAUGGUAAUGCAGGAAGGCUCCACUUCUCUGUUCGGUCAGCAUCUCAAGCUGCCCACAUUACCCAGCAGUUCAUUAACAAUGACCUUCUCUGAUGUGAAAAAGAGCAAGUCCUUCCCAGGGCCAAAGGAUGGGUCCAAAAGCAGCAGUGCUCUUACUACCACAAACAAUAUCAGCAGCAGCUCCCUAAAACUCCACAAACCGUCCAAGGAGCACAAGGACAAGCCUUCCAAAGACUCAAAAGAGUCCAAAAGUGCCUUCAGAGAUUUCAGCAAGGACUCCGACAAACUCUCUAAAGAUUCUAAAAAACCCAAAGAGAAUCAACCACUUCAGGAAGCUCACCCCGUUCCUCAGAUGGGAUUCAAGGAGCCCAAGGUCUUGUCAAAGGAGCAGCAGCCAUCAGAGGUCAGCUUCUCAAACUUGGUACAGAGUAAACGGCGGCCUGUGUUGGACAGUGAAGGCAAUGUUACCAAAAAACGGAAAAGCAGUUUUUCUGAGAGCUCUCAAAAGCUGCAUGCUUGUCCCACCUUGAUCCAGCACCACCAUCUGGACAAAAAAGUUCUGAAGGACAAGUCACAAAUCCGGCAGAGUAAGUUACAAAAUAGUGAACUUUCAGAAAAGAGGAAACCAGCAGCAUUACCUCCCUUCAAGGAUGUGUUGGACCCAAAUGACUCUGACAUGGAGGACAGCAUGUUCACAAGAUCAGAUUCUGAUCAACCCAGCCCGGCCAGCUCCAGUUCCAGUUCAAGCUCAGGCUUUGGACGCACACAUAAACGGCAAGAUCUGAUCACCUCGACUUUCAAGAAAGAGCCCAUAUUGGCAGUUGCCUCAGUGUCAAGAAUGCUGGGUCCUUUACGGACGGUAAUCCCAGAUUUGCACUCAGAUGAAGAGGAAUCAGAAGAGGAGGAUGGUAAUGACAUGGACUCAGACUUGGAGCGACCAUUACACAUGCAAAUGACACAUCGGCACCGCAGGGUGAGUUUAAGUGAUGGCAGCAACAGUGAAAACAGCUCUACCUCUUCACCACUACCCCAUAAUGACCCCCCACCUCUACUGAAAGCUACCAAUAGCCAGAUACUAGAAGGAAAGAGUCCCAUGAAACAAGCAAAAGCAGACAAAAAUAAAAACAUUGAUUUUGACAAGUCAUACUUGGAUGAACUAGUAGAGCUUCACAGAAGACUAAUGACACUACGGGAGAGGCACAUAUUACAGCAGAUUGUAAACCUCAUUGAAGAAACGGGACACUUUCACAUCACAAACACAACGUUUGAUUUUGAUCUCUGCUCUCUGGACAAAACCACAGUUCGGAAGCUGCAAAGCUACCUGGCGACUUCUGGAUCAUCUUGAAGACUUGUGCAGCUGGCUGCAAUGAAGAGGACAAUCAGACCUAAUUUUUGAAAUUGUUUUGUUUUUCUCUUGCAUAAAAACUUUUAAGGCAAUGGAAAAUAUGUUAUUUCUUCCAAUAGCUACUCUGGUCUCUGUGUAUGCCUCAGAAUUUGACAAAACAUUAUGACUUGAGUCUGGAGGUUCUUAUGGUCAACCAGGACUUCACCCAAAACGCCUUGAUAAUCCAACAUUGCCAAAAAAAAAAAAAAAUGUUUGUGGUCUAAAACGAAAUACAAUUGUGUAUAUUGUUAUUAUGUAUGAAUGUUUGAUAUUUUUUUUGUGACAAAUGCAUGUUUCAACACUGCCUUACCACAUUGUCUAUUUAUUGAAUGUGAGUUUCUUGUGUGUGUGUGUGUGUGUGUGUGUGUGUGUGUGUGUGUGUGUGUGUGUUAGAGCAAAUGAUAUUAAACUUGUGCAAGCACUUGGGAACAAUCAUCUCAUUGGUACAGUAUGGUUAUGGAACAUCAGAAGUUUUGGUAAAUCAAUUUUCACUUUAAAUGUGAAAAGAUGAAAGAGUUUCAUUCACUGUUUUUAUUGAUCAGAUUUCGGUAUGUUUUUUAACUUGUUGUAUAUCAGGUAAAAUGAAUGGUUUUAGAACAAGCUGUACUUUGAUAUGAACCUUGAGGAUGACUUUCAGCCCUAUUAUUUAAUUAAUUGCAGAUUGUCAGUGUCAACAAUAAAAUGUUGAUAUGUCAAUAAUUAAUUAUAUUAUGAAAAAGGCGGCAGGAUAUAUCUUCAACAAAAACCAGUGACCUCUGACCCAAAUGUUUCACUUGAAGUUUUGAAUAGAAAAGUGUAUUGUUGAAUCUUCAAUGUUAUUUAUUUUUUCUUUCUAGGGACCACAAAUCCCAAGACUUAAUUUGUUGUCCUCAAACAAAUGGGAACAGGCCAAGUGCUUACUCUUUAACUGUAGCUUGGUAGUUAUUUGUUAAACUGAGGAACUCAAAAGUAUCGAACUUGACUUUUCAGGUCAAUUGAUUGAUCUUUUUUUUUUUUUUUUUUUUUAAUAAUUGAAUUAAUUAAUUGAGGCUGAAUUAAGCAGAUUGUGCAGUUGAGCUGUAGCCCACAAACUCUGCAUAGAGCAAGAGUAAUAUCUUUCAAUUUCAUUAUUUUUAUAAUGUUGAAUCAGAUUAGCCAGUCUUUUGGACUUAUGGAUAUUUUGGGAAACCCGAGGGUGGUGGGGGGGGUGAGAGGGCAGACUGAAUAAUUGGCACUAUGUGUAGUGUAUACAAUUUUCAGAAGAAAAAAAAAAAGACAUUUUGGAAUUUGUUUUGAUUGUUUUUCUUAAUGAAAUCAUGCCUUGUACACUUUAUUUUUGUUUAUUUUCUCAGAUUCAGUUUCUCAGCCCAAAGAGCUUUUAGUUUAGUUAUCAUUGUAUAAUGUUUAUGUGUAUAUAAACUUUAUAUGUGAUAUAAAAAAAUCAUCUUGACUUUAUCUGCUUUCUUGGAAGGCUCUGACCUGCUUCCAAUCGAAAGCUCUUGAUCAUAAUAUAAAUUCAAAAUUAAUUUGAUAUUGAUGUGCAGUUACAUGCCAUUAAAUUGAAAGAAAAUAAUUGCUUUUGUUAACUGACCUAGAUAGAUUGUCAGAAGUAUUCCACAUGAAACUAUACUAAAUGCAAAAGA
This is a messenger RNA of Xyrauchen texanus (razorback sucker), 3587 nucleotides long. It is a transcript of the gene mllt3, whose product is annotated as MLLT3 super elongation complex subunit. The record is from RefSeq and is a predicted model, not a curated record. NCBI's taxonomy places the organism in Eukaryota, Metazoa, Chordata, Actinopteri, Cypriniformes, Catostomidae. The coding region runs from base 121 to 1926 and encodes 601 amino acids. Gene Ontology annotation, cellular component: super elongation complex. Gene Ontology annotation, biological process: regulation of DNA-templated transcription. The transcript has 14 exons.